This is a messenger RNA of Westerdykella ornata, 4425 nucleotides long. RefSeq lists its product as uncharacterized. Bases 1 to 4425 code for a protein of 1474 amino acids. Gene Ontology annotation, biological process: protein demethylation; regulation of transcription by RNA polymerase II. Gene Ontology annotation, molecular function: DNA-binding transcription factor activity, RNA polymerase II-specific; histone demethylase activity; transcription coregulator activity. The record is from RefSeq and is a predicted model, not a curated record. The transcript has 3 exons. Lineage: Eukaryota; Fungi; Ascomycota; Dothideomycetes; Pleosporales; Sporormiaceae.
AUGAACGUGUCUGGGUUCAAGGUGCAAUCUCCGAACUCCCCGCUGCCCGCCAAUGCUCCUCAGCGACCUGGUUACGAGCCCAUUUCGCCCAUCCUCGCUCCCAGCAACGCGCCAGCGGCACACCCCGCCAGCGGCAAUGAACACCUCCCACCACCCAGCGCCAAAGAGGUGAAAACCGCCGAGAAGCUCUCCUUGCGUAACGAUAGAAGCAUACCUUCUCCCCCUCAUCUGCAGUCGCCGCCAGCUGCUCCCCGUGAGCCACUCCACUCUGCACCACUACCGCCGUCGAAACCGCGGCUCUCAUCCGCGCUUGCAUCACCCAUAUCUGCUCUCCAAAACGCCGCCCCCCCUUCCGCUGAUGCCAGCCCUAUUUCCCAUUCGAGUCAUCCCCCGCGAGACCGCAUCUCUCUUCCGACCGAACCCGCUCCAGCAUAUGAUGAACGCGCACGCAAGCAUGGCCACGCGGAACCGGGGACCGCGUAUGGCGACCGGACGCCAAAGCGUGCUCGUUCCAACGUCUUCUCUCAUGAUCAACAACGUCCGAGGCCUGCGACCAGUCACAGCCCAGGAUGGUCGGACAACGCGCUGCGAACGACGGAUAAUGGCGUCCUUGCCGAAGACAUCCAAGCUAAGAGGUUGUCGGAAGCCCAGCUCCUGCUUGACUUUGCAGCCAAUGCGCCAUAUGCGGUCAAGCCGCAUGUCCCGUUGCCAAAAAGGUGGAGCAUUCCAUAUUCAGAGACGUCUGGGCAGCGUAUCAUACAUGGAAUGCCACCUCCGAGCGAUGGCUAUCUCCCGGUUCUGUAUCAUGAAGCCCAGACCAACGAGCACCUGUCUCCGAGGACCUCGCAGCUAGAACGACACCGUUGCGAAGCAAACGCUCUUGCUGCUUCCGCGCAAGAGUCAGCUACGUUCACUGUACAGAACCAUACGCCUCCAGAGGACACCACGAGUGCAAGGCUCCAUCAGAGUGUAGAGUGGGUCACCAACGGGGACGACAAAAGACCAAAGAAGCAUCAAGGCUGGCCCAAGGGAAAACCCCGAGGUCCCCGAAAUGUGUCUACCGUGGAGAAGAAGAAGAGGCCCGUUGCGAAUGCCCAAAUUCACGGCACAGGUCCCGCCCCUGGAAGUUCUGGGCUGGAUCAGCUCUAUUCCCCUCUAAGUCUUCCGCUGCAUGUCGACGCCGUCUCCCAACAAGGUAUUCCUAGCCAGAUCGCGGUACCAGAACAAAUUCCCAGCACCAAGGCGUUAUCUUCUCGCCGCCUUUCUUGCUCCGAUACUCUCCCCGCAGCGCAGAGUCCCCUACCGUCGACCACAUCUUCACGUGCCCAGAGUGUUCCUCCGCAUGCCGCCGCACUCAUGGGUCCCGCUUGGACGGAAGGCACAGUCAUGGACAUCGACAAGCCGGGUGAUGCUUCGCAAACCACCAUUUGUGCUGGUUGCCACUCAUCUGACUCUCUCACAUCGAUUGGCGAUGGCGAACAGUGGAUCAGCUGUGAUGGGUGCAAAGGCUGGUUUCACUACGUAUGUGCUGGUUUCAAGAGCGAACGAGAAGUCCGCGUCAUUGACAAGUUCUAUUGUGAGGGCUGUAAACCGAAAUAUGGCAAUACGACCAGACUGCGAAAGUCUUCGCGCGCCCAUACUGCUGUUGAUUACGCCGGCUUAAAUGAAGGUAUAUUGAAAACGUCCGACGACAAUCCGGAGCAUCACUACAUACAAGCUUUCAAAAAUGGAGACUUCAAGUUCACCCCUGAGACAUUCGCACGCCUGCCUCCUGAGUUCGUUACAGCAGACUUCAUCGAGAAAAUGAACGGCUUCACGGAUCCCGUGGUUAUUCCGGCGACUUUGAACCCCCGGCCGACGUAUCCACCUUCUAACUCCUCCACGUCCGUGGCGGAGAAAUUUUCACAGAUGCAUGAUGCCGAUGAAGAGACGUAUGGCUUCGAACUGGUGCCAGACGAUGGUCAAGACAAGAUUGACAUGGUCAUACCAGACGGGCUGACUGUGCGUCGCGUGUCUGAGCUCUACGGACCGAUGGAGACUGUCCCCGUCAUCGAUGUGAAGGCACAAGAAGGCGAAGAUAAGCGUUGGACCAUGGCCAAGUGGGCGGACUAUUAUGAGCAGCAGGGAGAAAAACCAGUCCGCAACGUAAUAAGUCUUGAAGUAUCUCGAAGCAGGUUGGGCAGAUUGAUCCGUCGACCCAAAGUCGUACGCGAUAUGGACCUUCAAGAUUCGGUCUGGCCAGAAGACGACAAGAUGCAUGCGCCCCCAGUACAAUUCUACUGUCUCAUGUCAGUUGCAGAUUGCUACACGGAUUUCCAUAUCGACUUCGGCGGCUCGUCUGUGUACUACCAUAUUAUCAAGGGAAGGAAGACGUUCUUUUUCAUACCACCAACCAAGCAAAACCUCAAGAAAUACGAGGAUUGGUGCCUCUCCCCUAGGCAAAGCCACGAGUUCCUAGGGCAGCAGGUGAAAGAAUGCUACCGGGUCGACUUGUAUCCGGGAGACACAAUGCUGAUUCCUUCCGGUUGGAUCCAUGCUGUAUGGACCCCCGAGGACAGCCUAGUCAUUGGCGGAAAUUAUCUCACUCGCAUACAUUAUGCCAUGCAAAUCAAAGUGGUUGAGAUCGAGAAGAACACAAAGGUAGCCGCGAGAUUUCGUUACCCGUUUUUCCAGAAGAUUAUGUGGCUUGCAGUCAUCAAAUAUCUUCUCGAGGAUCCUCUUCCUGCUGAGGUUGAAGAGCUGCUUUUGCGAGGAGAGGAAUUCAAGCGGACAGUACCAAUAUUUUGCCAACCGGACAAGUUUGGCCACAACUCCGACCCGGGUCCGGAGAACUACAACAUCCGAUACUAUCCCAAAGCUGAACUCGAAGGCCUCCCGGACCUGCUCAAUUAUAUCUGGAGGACUGUAUUGAUAUCCCUUGGCAAGGUGGAAGGCAUCUCACAGCAGACUCGUAACGCGGUAACAAGGUCGAUUCCUAAAGGUCAUGGCGAGCCCUCAGAUCUGGCUCGUCGUUUCGCCAUGUGGGUUGCUUGGAAAAGGGGAAAUGAAAAGCUUCCUCAAUGGGCUCUACCCGAUGCCACCCUAUCGGAUGCCGCAGACUCGCGAGGAGAUAAGAAGCUGAGCAGCGCUCAGAGCAGAAAAGUGGAGCGGGAGUCUUGGAAUGAGACGCUCAAGCUCGUCAGGGGUGGCGAGAGGCAUUCAUCUUUGCGAGCAAGAGCGUCGGAGCCUACGCUCAAUGGUGACGUCCGCGGUCAGGGAGGGCCACCUGUGACGGGCUUCCUGCGCCCACACAAAGAACACGUUACUACCCCGAAGACCUCGCAACUCGGCCCGAAACGCAUAGCUUGCGACGCUUGUCGCAAACGACGGAUACGCUGCAAGCACAAGGAUGAGUUGGUAGAAUCGCCUCAAUCCAGUGCGUCGGGAACCGUUCCUCCGAAUGCAACGGCAUCCAGCUCACCCCCUAGCACCUCCAUUGGGAACCUGGCUAUGCGACGGUACAGCGAUGCCGAUAUUCCGUCCGCUUCCCUAACAUACUCUUCUCUCUACGAUGUACAAGGCAGCACGAAUGGUGGACCCCUCUCAACAGAUUUGACGGUCGAUUCGCUCGCCAGCAAGUCCGGUCGCGUAAAAGCCUGUGCGGACUGUCGCAAGAGCAAGCGUCGUUGCAUCCAUGACGAGUACGGAAAUGUUGACCCUGUCAAGGCUGCUGAGGCACCUAUCCCUCGGGGCUCCGCUACUAAGAAACGCCGCGUCAGCGAGCAUGAGGAUGGUGAGGCCCUUACAAAGAAAAUGAAGAUGGAGUCAUUUGCCGGUCUUGUGAAUGGCGAAGUAUCACAUUGGAAUCGCUACCCCCUACAGAAGCCUCGUCUUACAAGCGCCUCGGAUUCGCAGGACGAGAUGACGAUGGACUCGGCGCGGAGCACUAGGGAUCCUCGUUCUCUUCUAGGACCGCCUUUGGCUGAAGAGCAGACAGGUGGUGUCGUUACGCAAGUCGUGCGUCCAAUGUCCGCUUCAAAAUCCGUUUCUAAAGAGCCGGUCUACUGUUCCAUUGAGAACGUCCAAGAGGAGGUUGUCACUUCGGGCCCGGUGGACCCUCUUUUGCUUAACCCAGAACCAAGAACCCCACGGGCAACAAACAACGCGGCCAAUGGCAUCCACGCUGCACCUGAAAGCUCUCCUAUCCAGAAUGGUGGUCGCGCUCGCGGCCUACAUUCAUGGAAUGGGAGGACCACGACACCGAAGAUUACUCCGCGCGGAAGAAACCGUCGAGACAGCAAGGACUCUCCGAGAGGUGAACCAAAAUCCGAUCCGAAGGCGCGUGCCAGUCCCCCCAAGACGGGGUCAAGCGAAGACAUGGCCAGCAUUGCCUUAGCCUUGAAAUUGCAGAUGGAGGAGCAUGGCCUUCGUAGGCGAAGCAAGUAA